Molecule: messenger RNA, 1873 nt
Organism: Ictidomys tridecemlineatus (thirteen-lined ground squirrel)
Lineage: Eukaryota; Metazoa; Chordata; Mammalia; Rodentia; Sciuridae
Gene: Fosl1
Product: FOS like 1, AP-1 transcription factor subunit
Biological process (GO): regulation of transcription by RNA polymerase II
Cellular component (GO): nucleus
Molecular function (GO): RNA polymerase II cis-regulatory region sequence-specific DNA binding; DNA-binding transcription factor activity, RNA polymerase II-specific
Source: RefSeq, a predicted model, not a curated record
CUGGGGGACGCCAAAGGCAGCCCCUUUUCCGAAGGAAAGUCGGCUGUUGACUGUAGGAUGGGUGGAAAAGUUCGGUGCCGACCAGCGAAAGGCGGCGCGUCUGGAGAGGUGGGGCCCCGAGGUGACCUGCGCCGCCUCGAAACGCCCCCACCCCCCGCGGUCGAAGUGGUUCCGCCCGAGAACUUUUCAUUCAUAAAAAGAAAAGACUCUGCGAGGCGCGAGUGAGUCAGAACCCCUGCCGCCGACGCGGACCCCACAGAGCAGCCAGCCCAGGGCAUGUACCGAGACUUCGGGGAACCCGGACCGAGCUCCGGGGCCGGCAGCGCGUACGGCGGUCCCGCGCAGCCCCCCGCCGCGGCGCAGGCAGCAGCUCAGCAGAAGUUCCACCUCGUGCCAAGCAUCAAUGCUCUGAGUGGCAGCCAGGAAUUGCAGUGGAUGGUACAGCCUCAUUUCCUGGGGCCCAGCAGCUACCCCAGGCCUCUGACCUACCCUCAAUACAGCCCCCCACAACCCCGGCCAGGAGUCAUUCGGACCCUUGGGCCACCUGCAGGGGUGCGUCGCAGGCCCUGUGAACAGAUCAGCCCGGAGGAGGAAGAGCGGCGGCGAGUGAGGCGCGAGCGGAACAAGCUGGCCGCGGCCAAGUGCAGGAAUCGCAGGAAGGAACUGACUGACUUCCUGCAGGCGGAGACUGACAAACUGGAGGAUGAGAAAUCUGGACUGCAGAGAGAGAUUGAAGAGCUACAGAAGCAGAAGGAGCGUCUGGAGCUGGUGCUGGAAGCUCACCGCCCCAUCUGCAAAAUCCCAGAGGGAGACAAGGAGAGGGACACAGGCUGUACCAGCAGUACAGGGGGCACCAGCAGCUCACCAGCCCCCUGCCGCCCUGUACCUUGCAUCUCCCUUUCCCCAGGGCCUGUACUUGAACCUGAGGCCUUGCACACCCCCACACUCAUGACUACACCCUCUCUGACCCCUUUUACCCCCAGUCUGGUCUUCACCUAUCCCAGCACCCCUGAGCCCUGUGCCUCAGCUCAUCGAAAGAGUAGCAGCAGCAGUGGAGACCCAUCUUCUGACCCCCUGGGUUCUCCCACCCUCCUCGCUUUGUGAAGCACCCAGCGCCAUCCCCUGCAGGUGCUAUCCUAGUCAACAUCUCCUUUUCCCCCAUUAGUCCAGCUGGCCUGGACCAUAUCCCAUGCCCAAUACCAGCAGGUUCUUCUCCAUCCUUCCAGAUGAGACUGAGCAUAUUUUGCUUUGCAGUAGAGCCAGCCUGGGGCCACCAAAGCUGCCCACUGUUUCUCUAGAGCUGGCCUCUCCAUCACAAGUUGCACUAAAUCAGAAACAAAAUAUUUCCCAUUUUUGACAGAGAAAUUCUGGCAGCUCCUAACCCCUUCUAGACCACACCUACUAUACUUCAUUAUCCUGUAACCCAGCCAACCCUACCCCCUGACAGAAGGUGCUGUUUUACCAGCCUAGAACACUAAUUCACCCAGCCCACUGCCAGCAGCUCCAGGUGAUUGGACCAGAGCAUUCUGCCAGCCCCUCCUGAAUGGCACAGCUCAGGAGGUGUCAGAGGUUUCUGUGAUGAGCUGACUUGCAGCCCCCAGCUCUGAGAAGCCCUUAGCUCCAGGAAAUCCAAGCCUCCCAGAGAGGGCAGCUGCUAUUUAUUUUCCUAAAGAGAGUAUUUUUAUACAAACCUGCCAAAAUGGAAUAAAAGGCUUGAAGCUUUGGCCUGGAUGCCUGGUUGGAUCCAGAUGCUUUUAAAGAGACAAUUUGGGGUAAGAAGUUCUAGGUUCUGAUCUCAACUCCUGACUCACUGCAGUGACUUUGAUCAUAUUCUUGGCCCUCAACUGUCUUAUCUGAUAAACAGGGUUAUGUA